Molecule: messenger RNA, 3357 nt
Organism: Schistosoma haematobium
Lineage: Eukaryota; Metazoa; Platyhelminthes; Trematoda; Strigeidida; Schistosomatidae
Exons: 1
Coding region: 2290-2688 (132 amino acids)
Source: RefSeq, a predicted model, not a curated record
AACUGCAACUAAGCUGAUUCCCGGUAUAGAAAAGCUCCUAUAUAAUGUUCCAUCAGUUAAACUAAACUUAUUAUCAUUGUCACGUAGAAGAACCAGAGGAAAGCUAAAUGAUUUACGCGCCCUCAUUGGCCGUGACGGUACAGGCAUGUACAACGGCAGAGGUUCUCCGCAUAGAUAUCACUGGAACCCCUGCAGUCCUAGCCCAAAUAGGGAUCCUUUAUACAGGGGAAGGUUUAACAGUCACUCUAGGUAAUCAGGUACUCUAAAUUCCAGCCUUCCCUGUCCGAUUCGGCGUAUAAGUUUCAGAUAAAUUGUGAUUUCAUAUUAUAUUUUGCUCAGGUUCUAGUCAUUUUUAAAAUCCUUAUUGACUAACUGGAUUGUCUGUCGCAUCUUUAUUUACGUCGUCGGACAAGAGUGAUUGUUUAAACCCAUAAUGGGCUUGAAAUAACUAUCCAGUUAGAAAUUAACCUAGUUAGCAAUGACGAGGGACCAAGAGCGAUCAUGUGGGGCCAAACUCAGUAAACGUCGAGUUUAUUGUUGGGUGCAAGACUGUUUCUCUGUCCGUGGGUCCCGUCUCUUGUAUGAUGUUCGACCACCUUUUUGUGAAGUGGGUAGGAAAAGGUUCCACAUGGUAUUUCUUGACGAAAGAAGUACUUCACAGUAGAUAGAGGUGUCUGCUGAAGAUAUACUUAGUGGGUACACUUAGUGGGAGCCUUUUACUUGAUUAAUGUUAACUUGUUUGGAGCUUGUAUUGAACUUGUAUAUUGACUAUCUCUACCUAUCAUGGUUGACAGUUUCGUUGUUUCCAUUCAGUUUUUUUUGUGGAUUCACUCUCAGGAGUAACUUCCUCAAAAUGACUUCAGUUUUCAGUAAUAAGUAUCGUUUGGCUGACGUGAAAUAUCCAGGUAGGAACUAUUUUUGGAGACCCAUUUUCUUAAGUGUCCAUCUAUAGAGUUGCUGUCCUUUAGGUCAGAAGCCACUAAAUUGUUAUUUAUACUUUGGAUGGGCUCAAUAUUGUUGAAAUCUAGGAUAAAACAAGGGUUAGUCACCUUAAUUCUCUUGUAUUCCAGAAGUUUUGGGUAUGGUAUACCAUGUAUAGUGGACAAGUGACGAUUGCCUUAAACGGGUAGUUUUCGUCUACCUGUACGGUUCAUUCCAAGUCACUGAUCUUAUGUCUUGGCCUGGUUGCCCCUAAAUUCUAAACUAUUCUGGCCAGCAUUACUUGUCUAAAGUAGGUGGUGGUUGAGCAUACGUAACACAUCCCUUAGCCGUCGUAACACAUGAAGACUUAUAAUCCCCUCAACUGGUUCCCAGUGUUUGACUAGUGUCCUACACCCAACCCUAGUACUGCUUUCUCGAUUUUUUCAUGAUACAUGAACAAUAUUAUUAAGAUAUAUGAUCAAUAAAUCACGGCUCAUUACUGUCUUCUGAUUUUAGAGGUCAAGUUUCUCAUCGACAAAGUAAAACAGAGUGAUUUAUCACUCAGUAUUAUUACUUAUUAGUUGACAAAUAAACGUAUGGCUCACUCUACAAGUAAUUUAAGCUGAAAAAGCUAAACUUUCUAAAUCCGUGGAGAUUUCGUCAGAUAUUGACCCACAAGAGUUGCUGGGACUUUCAAGAUAAGUAAACUGGUAAACGCUUUCAACUGCUUUACUCGUUAUGACCAACCUGGGUAAUAAAGCCCUUGAUCCUGAAUUAAUUCUGGUCAGUUAAGACAGAUGGCUUUCAAUUAUUAGGUUGUAUGUUUGGAGCUCACUAUCUUUUUUGGUCCGAAUUCUUGGAUAGUGUUACUUAGUAGUUAAAGGACUUGCCAUUCAGUCAGUAGAUCAUAGGUCCAAGUCCUCCUUUACCUUCUAUUUGUGCAGCUUAGUGAUAUCAUCAUCCCUUAUCCGACCAAUGAAGCUCAAAGUUGAGUACAUAAACCUUGAUUCGCCAAGUAAUUUCCACUGCUUAAAGACGAAUAAAAAGAGCCCAUAUUUGACCAUAGAAUUGCAUCAGGCUAACCAUUCAUAGUAGCUGCAUAUAUUUCAGCUUUUUUAUCAUCAAAGAAAUUUUCAAUUUUUUAUAUAAUUUCACAGAUCACCAAUCACUUCAACACCUCCAUUUGGCAGCGGGAGAUUUCCUCGAUGUCCACAAGACUCUUUAGUUUGUUGGAGUCCACCCGUAGGUUGUCCAUCUUAUUAUGUUGACAGUCCCCCCGCACGUUAUGGUUCGCCGAAUUUCAACCAACCAUCUUAUCACCGAACCUUUGAUUCUCCCGCGAACUCAUAUGCCUCACACUCACCAUUUAUGUCUAACUGCAAUCCAUCUAUGAAUAUCCACUCUGGUUCAAUUUCUAGUAGUUCUUUGAUAUCGACUCAAGACGACUCGAGUUGGAAGUAUGGCACUUCUCAGCAUAAUUCUUCAGCAUUUGAUAUUAGUUCAAGAUCACCACGAAAUAGUAACAGAAAAUUCAAUGAGAAUAACCGUCCAUUCAAGAAUUGGAUUGCAUCCAGUUUAUCAGACCCUUGGGAAGGAAUGAAACUAGUUCGUACACCACAUUCCGGUUAUUUAGUUGAUAAGCCGCCUGCACAAAGACAUACUGUUUUGUUUGCUCCUCACGAACGUCGGAGAAGGUUAGAGGUAGAUGAUGAUGAGGCAGUGACGAUUAGUCCGACAAAGCAACUUCAAAGAGUUUGUUCUAAUUAGAAUUGUAAUUUUAGCACUGCACAAUCUAUCUUAUGUAUGCACUAUUUUAUUGUAUACGUGUGCGAUACUUCGUUUUGUAUAAAAACUCUUUCUUUGAAAAAUAAUGCCAUAGGAUUUUAAGUUCAGGAAAAUCGUGGGACUUUGGUAACCGUUCACACAUUUGGUGUUUAUUCAGUAAACGAGAUUUCAUUAUCUGUGUUUGACCUAACUUAUGUACUCGUCUUCGAGGUCACUGAGUAAAUUCUAGUAAACCAUACUAUUUUUGUUGUUUGUGGCUCAAAGCUGAGUACAUGUAUCUACACUCAGCAAAUAAGUUUUGCCAUUCUUUGUAAAGUGAUCCCAUAGAUAUUUAGCUCAACAGUUUGUUUUCAAGUUAGUGUUCUAAACAGUGUUUCCUGUGUCUUUCCUUUUGCAUAACAUUACUAUUAAGACUUCAAAUUUUGUGCUAGUGUUGUCAUAUUGCUUAUAUUCUUAAUGUCAGUUUAAGCACAUGUACCUACCUUUUCUUUACAAAUUAUUCAAUAAAUUUAGAUAAUCAUACCUUAACUUCGUAUUUGUGUUAGGCUUUCUACGUAUUAGUUAACCUUAUAGUCCGGUCACCAAUAUGUGUUUACCAACUGUUGAUUUGGAUGUUUAAAUUCCCUGUAAACAAAUAAAAACAUAACCAGA